UCCUACGACGAGGAGCACCACUGCAGCAGCACUUUUAACCCAGGAUACAGUCAAGCUGGGAUAGCAGGAGAAGCUAAGGGGAUUUGGAGCGGACCUGGGCCAGCCUCAGAACCUCCUAGAGAGCCUACAAGGAUCGGCCCCGAUUAUACUCCGUGGUUUUUUUUUGUUUUUGUUAUUGAUCAAGAUUUUUUAAUUUUUAUUUUAUUAAAUCUAUAGACAUAUAUUCUCCUGGGGGUUUUUUCCGUCCCCGUUUUUUUCCCCCUCUGCUCGACACGUUUGAAAUAAAAUGAUGCAAAGCUCAGCACUCACUACAGAAGGUUCUGUCAAGGCGCUUCCAGAAAUCCUUGGUGUGCCAAUGCAACAGAUCCCCCAGUGUGCCGGCUGCAACCAGCACAUCCUGGAUAAAUUCAUCUUGAAAGUCCUCGACCGCCACUGGCACGGUUCUUGCCUCAAGUGCGCAGAUUGCCAAAUGCAGCUGGCAGACCGCUGCUUCUCCAGAGCCGGGAGCGUCUAUUGCAAAGAAGACUUCUUCAAGCGUUUUGGUACGAAAUGUACAGCGUGCCAGCAGGGGAUUCCACCCACGCAGGUGGUCAGGAAAGCCCAGGACUUCGUCUAUCACCUGCACUGCUUUGCCUGCAUCAUCUGCAAUCGCCAACUGGCCACAGGUGAUGAGUUCUACCUCAUGGAAGACGGACGCCUGGUGUGCAAGGAAGACUAUGAGACGGCCAAGCAGAACGACGAUUCAGAAGCUGGAGCUAAGCGGCCUCGAACCACCAUCACAGCCAAACAGUUGGAAACAUUAAAAAAUGCCUAUAAAAACUCCCCCAAACCAGCGAGGCAUGUGCGGGAGCAGCUGUCUUCUGAAACUGGAUUGGACAUGCGGGUUGUACAGGUCUGGUUUCAAAACAGAAGAGCUAAAGAGAAACGUCUGAAGAAAGAUGCUGGGCGUCACCGCUGGGGCCAGUUCUACAAGAGCGUUAAGAGGAAUCGAGGAGGCAGCAAACAUGAAAAGGAGAGCUCUGCAGAGGACUGUGGGGUUAGUGAUAGUGAGCUGAGCUUCAGAGAAGACCAAAUCCUCUCGGAGCUUGGCCACAACAACAGAAUUUAUAACAAUGCUGGCGAGGUGGCUAGUGGACAGCUAAUGAACGGUACUUUCUCAAUGGAUGGGACUGGACAAUCGUAUCAGGACUUGAGGGAUGGAAGCCCCUACGGAAUCCCACAGUCUCCCGCUUCCAUAUCAUCCCUUCCAUCACACACUCCGUUGCUAAAUGGCCUGGAUUACACAAUGGACAAUAAUUUAGGAAUAAUGGCACAUGGAGGCCAGGGGGUGAGUCAGACACUCAGAGCUAUGGCUGGAGGCCCAACCUCUGAUAUUUCUACUGGAAGCAGUGUUGGUUAUCCAGACUUUCCAACAAGCCCUGCCUCUUGGCUUGAUGAAAUGGAUCAUCCUCCUUUUUAAAAUUUCGCGCUCCCUUCAAUUUUGCCAUAUCCCCACUUGCUCUCUGGGGCCUGAAAGCAUACUUAAAAAAAACAAAAAACCACCCGCUGAGGGACGGCAAUCAGACUUCAAGGAUCACAGGCGUGCCAUUCCGAGAACAUUUCCAUUAUUUUAGAAUGGGAAUCCACUAUUUGUUUCCUGUAGAGCUGAAAGAAAACAUGGUAUUAAGAUAUAUAUUUGCUUUCUGUCUGAAAGAGUGGGACAUAGGAGGCACUGCUCCUGAACAGAGCACAUUGGUGUGUAUAGUAUUUGUAUGACUUUAGGGGUGCCAGCUGUAGUAAAUAAGAGUUUACGGACUCUUUCCAUAGAGCUCUGCUGUUGAGUGCAACACUAGCACAUGUUGAAAUGACUAAACAUUUUGGCCUUUGGCAGCUUCACAUCAGCUCUCAUGUGGCACGGCCACUGUCCUUAUUUGCUCACCUCUAGUCAACCAAUGGAAAUGCAAUAUUGCUAAAUCCAGACUUGACUGCUGAAGGGAUGGAAAGUUAUUGGGAGAUUGCAAUUCCCCCCUUCCCUGCCCCUUCUGUAUUUUCUUCCUCCCCCAGUCCUGCAGCUUCACAUUUACUUGGCUGUUUCGGUAUAUCUUUGCCUUAUGCAGGAUAAAUGGUGGGGCAGCCACAGCUGGUUUUACUUCCU
Molecule: messenger RNA, 2134 nt
Organism: Podarcis raffonei (Aeolian wall lizard)
Lineage: Eukaryota; Metazoa; Chordata; Lepidosauria; Squamata; Lacertidae
Gene: LHX4
Product: LIM homeobox 4
Exons: 6
Coding region: 287-1459 (390 amino acids)
Biological process (GO): neuron differentiation; regulation of transcription by RNA polymerase II
Cellular component (GO): nucleus
Molecular function (GO): RNA polymerase II transcription regulatory region sequence-specific DNA binding; DNA-binding transcription factor activity, RNA polymerase II-specific
Source: RefSeq, a predicted model, not a curated record